AUGCCGUGCCUGACUCUCUGCCUGGGCCUAAUCCAGAAGCAGAGGCUGAUCAAAUUUCCCGAGGAGUUUGAUCCCAAUGUGGCACCUCCGACCGUCGAGAAGGCGGACGAGGCCAAGCGCAUCCUCGAGCAGAUCGCUCGCGUGAACGAAGCCUUUGGCUACGUGAAGAAGCAGCCGGAACAAAAGAAGCUGCCGCCCAUACUCGACUCCAGCCAGUAUCUGUUCCCCAAGCCCGCCUACCAGCCGUUCCACGCCCAGCAGCACCACUUCGCCGGCAGCCACGGCCAGACCCUGCUCGAGCCCUCGAUCCGUGCCGUAAAACUGACCCGGAACGUGGCAGGAUCCAGCUACAAUCUGCCUCCAAGGCUGCGCAAGGGAACUCCCGCCCCGGCCAGCGAGGAGAAGAAGUCGCAGCUGUAUUUCCGACCCAACCAGGUGGAACUACCGAAGCCCUUGACGGAACAGGAGGCCCAGCAACUGCCGGCCCACUUUGCCAUCCCCGUGCACCUGUACAAACUCAACAAGGAGCAGUACCUGCGGGAGCAUGCCGCCCAGGAGUACCGCGUCAAGGGCUACAAGAUCAUCGGCGACGUGGACAGCUUCUAUGGCAAGGCCAAGUCGGGCAGGAAGCAGGGAAAGACCACUCCCAAGUACCAUCUGUUCUUCCUGCCCAGAGAGCUGGCUCUGAACGAGGAUGGCACACCGAAGAGGGGCAAUUCGACGAGUAUCACAUCCACCAAAGCCCCUGCUGCUCCCCAGGGAUUCAAGGACUUCCGUCUGGACUCCCGCGAGAAGCCUUCGCACAAGCCGCACAAGAUGCAGACGACUGUGUCACCCGAUUCGAAUAACCUGAACUCUGGGAGUCGCAAGCGCACGAGCUCUACGGUAAAACCAGUACGCGGAAGCGGAUCCAUGAACGGAAAGGAGGCGGAACAGCUCUUGCCCACCAUUUCCACGACUUCAGCUCCCGUCCAUCUCUCGACGCUGCCUCCUUCCGGCGGACUCCUGCCCAAUCGCAAUCGUCUGAAUCCCUUCCGCAUGCCCGGCAUGAAUCUCUCCGAUAUGCAGAACCAGACGUCGUCGGCCAUCAAGAAUGCCUUCCAGAAUAUAUUCAAGAUGCCCUUCCGUCAGGUCGGAGCUCUGUCCGGCGCCCAGCCCGUCAUCAUGGGCAGCAUCCCGCAGAAGCAUCAGGUGUCCAGUGAUUCCCAGGACUACAAGUGGGAUGACGAGAAGGAGGGCGGCGGCGAUGGGGAUGGCGAUCUAAAUGGAAAUACCGAGGAUCUGGAGAACACGGCUGCGGAGCAGGACAGCAGCGCGUCCUCCGAGAAGCACCUCUUCGCGCACAAGACCCGCCCCGGGGGUCUGAUGCACACCAUCGGCCAUGUGGCCACCGCCCAGCAGACCACCCAGAAGCAGGCGCUGCGCGAGGGCGGCAUUAUUAUCCAGCGGCUGAAGGUGCGCAAGGGCGGCAUCGCGAUUGCUGGUCCAGGAGGCGUGGCCACAGCCGGAAGCGGCGGAACGGCCAUUGUGGGCCCCGGUGGCUAUGCCCUGACGCAUCCGCGCAGCCUGACGAUAGCCGGUCCCGGCGCCAAGGUGAUUUCCAUACCCGCGAACGUGGACCUGCAGGACGCUCUGGCACGCACCGACCUGCAGGCGAGGAGUUUUCCGCGCGAGGGCAAGGUGGUGGCCACCGGGCCGACGGUGUACUAUGCCCCGCCCACGGGCACGACGGAGGAGGAGUCCGCGAAGCUGAUCGAGAAGGAUAAUCAGCUGACGCCCUAUGGGGCCUUCCAGCCUGCUUUUAUCUACAACGCCCCCUAUUACGCGGCGUACAACCUGCCACUGGCAUAUGUGCUGCAACCCACCACACCUGCAGCACCUGUCACAGCCGAUGCAACAACCACUACAACCACCACGAUCAGGCCCGAAAGCUCAGCCGAAGAAAUUGAAAAGCCAGAAAAGCUGCAAGCACUGCCACAGCCACAAGCCGAGACACAAUCCAAUGGCGAUCUGAAGAGUGAUUCGGGUCUCCGCUCAGCGGUGAGCAAAAUCAAUCCCAACUACGUGAUCGAGGAGAUUCUGGCCAUUCCCGGCAAGCAUGUCAUCUCCACUGCCACCUCUGCCAGGCAGCAGCUGCGGAAGAACGCCUCGGGACCAGCGAAACUGCGGAAGGCAUCGGCAAGCGGCAAGCGAGUGCCCGUCAAGGUGGAGGCCACGGGGAAGACCAGCACCAGUUCGGGCAACAUUCCGCAGAUUCAGUUCGGGAACUACUUCCUGCCCUACCAGCCGCUCCAGGCCCAGGCCAUACAGGGACGCAAGCAGGCGGCACUGAUCCUCGAACCCCACUCCAGGGCUGUGGUGGGCAACGGCGGCACGGCCAUUUCCACUCCCAUCUCGAAGGCGUAUCUGAAGAAGGGCGUGCCCACCAACGUGUACUUCAAUCCGGAUUCGGUGGCCAUAGCCGGUGUGGGGGGCAAGGCACAUGCGACGGCGGACUUGGAGCUGGAUCUGUUCAACUGA
Molecule: messenger RNA, 2520 nt
Organism: Drosophila persimilis
Lineage: Eukaryota; Metazoa; Arthropoda; Insecta; Diptera; Drosophilidae
Exons: 3
Coding region: 1-2520 (839 amino acids)
Source: RefSeq, a predicted model, not a curated record